Mercenaria mercenaria is the source of this 2185-nucleotide messenger RNA. RefSeq lists its product as uncharacterized. The coding region runs from base 295 to 1788 and encodes 497 amino acids. Lineage: Eukaryota; Metazoa; Mollusca; Bivalvia; Venerida; Veneridae. The record is from RefSeq and is a predicted model, not a curated record. The transcript is spliced from 2 exons.
GUUGUAAGUGGAUCGUGCAUUAUUAUUUUUAUGCUUUUCAAGAGUAAUUGCUGUUGAAAUAUACUAUAAUCUAAAAGUUUUAUUUGGACUUUGGAACUGAUUUUUGUGGCGCUAUUUGAUCAUAAAGUGUAUUCAGUUUAUCACAAGACGACCCCGGUGUGCAGCGACUAUGGAAUACGGAAUGUUCAAUGGUGCCAUGAACGUGAAUCAGCGGGCUCCACUUCUAGACAGCAGUUUUCAAAUCUUACAUGAUUAUUAAGCUACAUUCCGUUCCGUAUUUCAAGCUAUUGUGAGAUGGAACCUUAUCAGCUGAUAACUAGAUAUGAAUCAUUAAAUGGAAGGAAAUGGUUACCUAAUUCCUUUUAUAACGAGGCCCUUGACAAACUCGGCUAUACAAAGGAGCGUUUGGAGGAAAGAGUCAAAAUAUAUGACAAUGGAGCCGAAGGUAUUGCCAGAGUAGCAUGUAGAAACUAUCCAGAAAGCAUAAAUGUUAUUAUUCCCGGAAGUCGUGGCGAAGGAAUGACAGUUUCAUGGAAAAGUGAUUUAGAUUUGAUGUUUGUUCAGCCAGCAGUUAGAUGUUUUGAAAUUUAUCCAACGACAGAUUUCAAAGCAGUUGAAAACUGCGUGGCAGCCUUUGAACUUGAUUUAGAUGAUGUUCCCGCAGGAUAUACAAAAUUACAUUUAAAACAUGUUGUAAGGUCCAGGGAAUAUAUCUCACUUACAUCAAGAAUUCAGGAAUCAUUGACGGACAACGAUUAUUUGAAAAAUGGCCAAAGAUUGAUUGAAGCGGUAGAGUAUGGUUGCAAACAUGUAAAAGUAGAAGGUUGGAUCAGCGAAAAUUACCAGUGUGAUGAUGUAACUGGACCUGCACAACCACGUCAGUUUCCUCUUCCAUAUCCGAACUGCUAUGUGUCUAUAGACUUUGUUCAAGCAUUUCCCUGUGCGUACCAAUCGGUAUUAUAUGAUUGGUUUAAACGAGAGAGACAAAAUGCCUGGCCUAGUUCAGAUGACCUGAAUGCAGUGAAAGAAACAGAUGUAUUUGUUGUAUCUGUUGGGUUGUCCGGCAGUAAAGAGGAGAAUUUGCAAUGGAGAAUUUCUUUAACACUUGCAGAGAGAUCUCUGGUACGCUCAUUCAAUGACACGCAGAUAAAGGUGUAUGCUGCAAUGAAAAUGCUGGCGAAACAUGAACUGAAACCAUUAUGCGCUAAUAUCACUUCAUACAUAGUGAAAAACCUGAUCUUCUGGGUGUUUGAAAAGAGAUCGGGCACAUUUCAGAGACACGAAUUCGUUGAGAUAUUAUUGCAGACGCUGAUAUUCUUGAAAGAUUGUAUAACUUUUGGAUGCAUUCCAAAUUACAUGAUUCCGUCUAGGAAUUUGUUACGAGGCAAAGUCUCACAAGAGGAAGCAUACACUUUGAAAGAGCAUCUCGAUAUUUUGAUUGCAGACGAUUCAACUGUACUACUUCGUUGUCCUUUGGUAAACAAAAUGGCAGAACUAUCGGAGGAUGAGACUAAAGAGAGACUGUUAUUUAGGGAACUCUCGGACAAGUUAUUUCUUGCAGUCGUUGCUGUUCCACCGCAUACAUUUGACAUAAUUGAACACUUAUUUCAUAUGGCACAAAACCCCUAUGAAUAUAUUCAGACGUACAUUAGUUGUGUGUUACCAAUCAUAAGAGAGACAAAUCCCUUCGGUCUAUUUACUCUAUUAAAAACAAUGGCGGAUGAGGAAAUCACAAGUCGGAUGUUGAAAGGAUUUGAGCUUAGCUAUGAUAAAAUGUGGAUGGAUUAAGAACUAUAAUAGAUAAAUAAGACACUUGUGAAUACUUUGCAGACCCACUGGAAAGAAACUUUACUUGUCGUUUACUCACAUGCCAUCGUUACAUUCUUGUUUAAGACAACUGCAUUGUAUAUACAUGUACUAGCAUGUUAUAGUUCAUACCGAUGUAACUUAGUAAACAUUUUUCAACUUAUACUGCGCUAUCCAUAGUUACAGUGAGGGGUGUACCCGUUCGGUUUACUCAAGACAUGGAAUGGAGAAUACGAAUAGCUUAAAUGUGUCUUUUAACAAAAGCGAGGGGACAUUUUUUUUCUGAUGCAAUUCGUUCUCAAAAUGUAAUUGAAGGUAGUGCGUCCGUUACGACAGUCAGGCUAUUCUUAUACGUUUGUUUAUUUAUUCUCCUUAGGCA